AUGGGAUCUGAGGUCCCGAAAACCACCAACGAGAUGGAGAAGCUUCCUCACGAGUUGUCGCGCAAGCCGGACGUGUUGGGAGUUGCUGGAGCCGCUUUUUACCGCCUACAUGCCUUACGCGGAAAUCGGUGGACGGGGUCUGCUAUCGUUAAAGCCGUGGAAUCUGCCGAUCAAAACAAGCCAGGGACUCAGGCGACUUCUCUCACCAUUCUAGAUAAGGUGUCACGAUUUUGUCACCUAGAUCCUGUUGCCCUCAACUAA
Clonostachys solani is the source of this 261-nucleotide messenger RNA. The record is from the annotation of a GenBank genome assembly. Lineage: Eukaryota; Fungi; Ascomycota; Sordariomycetes; Hypocreales; Bionectriaceae.